Molecule: messenger RNA, 1382 nt
Organism: Diceros bicornis minor
Lineage: Eukaryota; Metazoa; Chordata; Mammalia; Perissodactyla; Rhinocerotidae
Gene: MLC1
Product: modulator of VRAC current 1
Exons: 11
Coding region: 1-1122 (373 amino acids)
Biological process (GO): regulation of response to osmotic stress
Cellular component (GO): endoplasmic reticulum; cytoplasmic vesicle; plasma membrane
Source: RefSeq, a predicted model, not a curated record
AUGACGCGGGAGGAGCAGUGCAGGGAGGAACUUGGCUACGACCGGCUGCCCACCCUGGAGCGGGGAAGGCUGGACUCAGGGAGCUACACCCCGGACGCCAAGCCUAACGACCUGCAGCUGUCAUCAAGGCUGCCCCCGUGCUUCAGUCACAAGACGUGGGUCUUCUCUGUGUUGAUGGGGAGCUGCCUGCUUGUGACCUCGGGGUUUUCGCUCUACCUGGGAAACGUGUUUCCUUCUGAAAUGGAUUACUUACGUUGUGCUGCAGGCUCGUGCAUUCCCUCUGCAAUUGUGAGCUUUGCUGUUUCGAGGAAAACCAUCAACUCGAUUCCCAACUUUCAGAUAUUGUUUGUUUCCACGUUUGCUGUCACCACGACGUGUUUAAUCUGGUUUGGAUGCAAACUUGUCCUGAACCCAUCAGCAAUAGACAUAAAUUUCAAUCUGAUUCUGCUCCUUCUGCUGGAGCUUUUGAUGGCGGCCACGGUGAUCAUCUCCGCCCGGUCCAGCGAGGCGCUCUGCAAGCAGAAGGGUUCCAUCUCAGAUAGUGCCAACAUUCUGUAUGACGUGACAUUUCCUGCUCGGGUCCUGAAAUCCUAUUCAGUCAUCGAGGUGAUUGCCGGUGUCUCCGCCGUCCUGGGAGGGGUCAUCGCCCUGAACGUGGAUGACACCGUCUCAGGCCCACAUCACUCGGUGACCUUCUUUUGGAUCUUAGUGGCUUGUUUUCCAAGUGCCAUUGCGAGCCAUGUGACAGCGGAGUGUCCCAGCAAGUGUCUGGUGGAGGUGCUGAUCGCCAUCUGCAGCCUCGCGUCCCCGCUGCUGUUCACAGCCUCCGGAUAUCUGUCGUCCAGCAUAAUGAGAACCAUGGAGAUCUUUAAGGAGUACCCACCGGCCAUCAGGCAAUCCUACGACGUGCUCCUGCUGCUCCUGAUGCUGGAGCUGCUGCUGCAGGCGAGCCUCAACACAGGCACCGUCAUCCAGUGCGUGAGCUUCAAGGUGGGUACAUCCUGGGACACCACGCAGACCAGCCAGCAAGAGCGCCCAGCAGGGGAGGUGGCCAGAAGCCCCCUGAAGGAGUUUGACAAGGAGAAAGCCUGGAGAGCCGUCGUGGUGCAAAUGGCCCAGUGACGUGGGAGGGGAGCCCGAGGAGCAGGCCGGCCUGGCCCCAGUGCUGAGCUGCAGAAGUAUCCCCGAGCCCCUCCUUUCUAACUUGCCUUCCCCUUGUGAGGGUGGGCGGGCUGUAGGUGGUUUUCACUUGUUACCUAGUUUAAUUUUGAAAUGGGCAAAUGUUGACCAUUUGUGCUUGUCGGUCGGUCAGUUCAGUGCUCCCAAGGCGGCCUGACUGCAUGAGCCCAGGCCCCCAGGUGCGGAAGGGGCUCAGGGUAGAG